AUGAGGACCACGGACAAGCAAGCAAUCACAUUUACGGACGAGGAUGCUGAAAGAGUUCACCACCCCCAUGACAAUGCCAUCGUUAUUACUUUACUUAUUGCCGAGUAUACAACCAGAAGGGUGUUGGUGGAUAAUGGAAGUUUAGCAGACAUUUUAUAUUACCCCGCCUUUCAGCAAAUGAGGCUUGGACGAGACCAACUUCGUCCAGUAAACUCACCCUUGGUAGGCUUCGGAAGAACAAAGAUGCAGCCUGUGGGCACUGUUACAUUGCCUGUGGUGGUGGGGGCAUAUCCACAACUGGUAGUCAAGGACAUGAAUUUCAUAGUGGUAGAUUGUUCAUCCUCUUAUAAUGCUAUAAUUAGAAGGCCAACUUUAAAUAGUUGGAAAGUAGUUACGUUUACUUACCACUUGUUAGUCAAAUUUCCGACAGAGCAUGGGGUAGGACAAUUGCAAGGAGAUCAGCUGGCAGCAAGAGAAUGCUACCUAGCCAUGUUGGCCAUGGACGAGCAGGCUCAGAUGAUGAAUAUUGAGGAAAGCAGAGUUGUGGCAGAGCCCACUAAAGCUCUGGAAAACAUUUUCUUCGACGAGAACAACCUUAAGAGAUGUACCAGGGUUGGGGCAGAUUUGGAAGAGAAGACUAAGAAGGAUCUCGUUCGUUUCUUGAAGAAGAACAUUGAUGUGUUCGCUUGGAGUCAUGAGGAUAUGUCGGGUAUAGACCCUAAUGUCAUUACCCAUCGUCUGAAUGUAUAUCCUUCCUUUAAGCCUGUGCGGCAAAAGAAAAGGGUGUUUGCCCCCAAGAGAGACAAUGCUAUCAAAGAAAAGGUCCAGAAGUUGACAACAGCGAAGUUUAUUAUCCAGACUGGAUAUAAUCAGAUAAGGAUGGAUGAAGCAGAUCAAGAGAAGACAUGCUUUGUCACCAGUCAAAGCUUGUUCUGUUAUAAGAUUGGGUGGAAUGUGGAAGUCUAUGUAGAUGACAUGCUAGUAAAGAGCCUGGACGAGGGAAAGCACCUAGACGAACUGCAUGAGACUUUUGACACACUUAGGCAGUACAACAUGAAGUUAAACCCCAACAAAUGUGCUUUUGGAGUAUCAUUGGGGAAAUUCCUUGGAUUUAUGGUUUUGCAUAGGGGGAUUGAAGCAAACCCUGAUAAGAUUCUGGCGAUACUAGACAUGAAGCCUCCACGAAAUAUCCAAGAAGUCCAGUCUCUCACCGAACGAGUUGCUGCCCUUAACAGGGCAUUUGAAUGGAAGGAUGAGUGUCAGAAAGCUUUCCAAGAUUUGAAGACGUACCUCACUACAGCUCCUUUACUGAGUCCUUCCAUACUGAGAGAGGAGUUGUAUUUGUAUUUGGCAGUCACCCUGCAUAUCGUAAGUUCAACGUUGGUGAGGGAGGAAGACAAGGUGCAAAAGCCUAUGUACUAUACAAGUAAAGCACUGACAGGAGCAGAAGGAUGA
Molecule: messenger RNA, 1455 nt
Organism: Quercus robur (English oak)
Lineage: Eukaryota; Viridiplantae; Streptophyta; Magnoliopsida; Fagales; Fagaceae
Exons: 4
Coding region: 1-1455 (484 amino acids)
Source: RefSeq, a predicted model, not a curated record